CACGUUUGAAAUUAAAACGGUAUUUAUUUUAUGAAACCCAUUAAUAGAAUAAGGCCCCAUCUUUAUAUCAGCCCAUAACCUGAUUUCCCACUCUCCCGAAACGGCGUCGUUUCCCUAUCACUUUCUUCCCUAAUUCGAUUCCCUCCGGAAAUCGCACCUUAUGCUGCCCUAAAUCCUCAUUUGUUCUUCUUCUUCGAUUCGCUUCCCAAAGACAGAUUGCGAUGCAGUAAAGGAAACUAAGCUGUGUUGCUGGUUAUAAGAUGUUGAAGACGUCAUUCUUCCCUUGCAAAGCAAAUGCUCUUGGUGCACCCUCAGGUUUCCCCAUCAAGUUAUCGUCUACUGUACUUGUGAAAGCCAAAAGACCCAUUCAUUUAAAAGCAUCUGGGGCUAAAAUGGAGCUCUCGAUCACACGGCCCGAUGAUUGGCAUCUCCAUCUUCGUGAUGGUGAACUUCUGGAAGCAGUUGUACCUCACAGUUCGCAUCACUUUGGAAGAGCCAUAAUCAUGCCGAACUUGAAACCUCCAGUCACCACCACAGCAGCUGCUGUGUCCUACCGACAGUCGAUUUUGAAAGCUUUGCCGGAAAAUAGUGACUUCACCCCUUUGAUGACUCUUUAUCUGACCGACACUACGAGCCCUAAUGAGAUAAAAUUAGCAAGGGAGAGUGGAGUUGUAUUCGCCGUUAAGUUAUACCCUGCUGGUGCUACCACAAAUUCUCAAGAAGGUGUAACAGAUCUAUUCGGCAAGUGUUUGCCUGUACUUGAGGAAAUGGUUCAACAAAACAUGCCUUUGUUGGUACAUGGAGAGGUGACAGAUCCCGAUGUUGAUGUGUUUGAUCGUGAAAAGGUGUUCAUUGACACAGUUCUUAGCCCCUUAAUUCAAAAGCUUCCACAACUCAAAGUUGUCAUGGAGCACAUUACCACUAAAGAUGCUGUAAAUUUCGUCCAGUCUUGUCGUGAAGGAUUUGUUGCAGCAACCGUCACGCCGCAACAUCUUGCUCUUAACAGAAACUCCCUUUUCAAAGGAGGACUCCAACCUCACAGUUACUGCCUUCCAGUACUCAAGAGAGAGAUACAUAGGCAGGCAAUUGUGUCGGCUGUGACAAGUGGAAGUAAAAGAUUCUUUCUCGGAACCGAUAGUGCUCCUCACGAAAGAACAAAAAAGGAAUGUUCUUGUGGAUGUGCUGGAGUAUACAAUUCGCCCGUGGCAUUGUCGGUUUACGCCAAAAUUUUUGAAGAGGCUGGUGCACUGGACAAAUUAGAAGCGUUUACGAGCUUUAACGGACCGGAUUUCUACGGUCUUCCUCGAAACACGUCGAAGAUUAAGCUGAGCAAGACACAAUGGAAGGUGCCGAGUUCGUUUUCGUUUAAAUUUGGCGAAAUUGUUCCUAUGUCUGCAGGUGAAACACUUGAUUGGCUACCAUUACCAUUAUCUCCUUAAAAAAAAACAAAGGAACAAAUGAUUCAUAUCACAAAUGUUUUCUUGUUCUGGAAUUGCAGUUAUUUUUUAUUAGUUUUAUUUUUUGUACCCAUUGGUCUUGCAACAUAUGUAAGUGGAUAAUAGACUAUUUUAUUUAUGUUUUUUGAGAAAAUAUAAUUGGUCUAUGUUA
Molecule: messenger RNA, 1608 nt
Organism: Erythranthe guttata (spotted monkey flower)
Lineage: Eukaryota; Viridiplantae; Streptophyta; Magnoliopsida; Lamiales; Phrymaceae
Gene: PYR4
Product: pyrimidin 4
Biological process (GO): pyrimidine nucleotide biosynthetic process; 'de novo' pyrimidine nucleobase biosynthetic process
Cellular component (GO): chloroplast; cytoplasm
Molecular function (GO): dihydroorotase activity
Source: RefSeq, a predicted model, not a curated record